Linnemannia hyalina is the source of this 2004-nucleotide messenger RNA. NCBI's taxonomy places the organism in Eukaryota, Fungi, Mortierellomycota, Mortierellomycetes, Mortierellales, Mortierellaceae. The record is from the annotation of a GenBank genome assembly.
AUGUCAAAGUUCAUCAAGAGCACCCUUGCUCUGGUCACUCUGGCUCUGGUCUGCUUGGUCGCCCUGACUACCGUCAAGGCCGCCGACGCUGACGAGACCAGAGAGUCCUACGGCACCGUCAUCGGUAUCGAUCUUGGAACCACCUACUCUUGCGUCGGUGUCUUCAAGAACGGCCGUGUCGAGAUCAUCGCCAACGACCAGGGUCACCGUAUCACCCCUUCCUAUGUCGCCUUUACCGAGGAUGAGCGUCUCGUCGGAGAUGCCGCCAAGAACCAGUACGCCGCCAACCCCACCAACACCAUUUUCGAUGCCAAGCGUCUCAUCGGUCGCCGUUUUGACGACAAGGAUGUCCAGGCCGAUAUCAAGCACUUCCCCUUCAAGGUCAAGUCCAAGUCCGGUGCCCCCGUCAUCACUGUCGAGGUCAAGGGUGAGGAGAAGACCUUCACCCCUGAGGAGAUCUCCGCCAUGAUUCUCGGAAAGAUGAAGGAGAUCGCUGAGGCCUACCUCUCCAAGAAGGUUACCCACGCCGUCGUCACCGUCCCCGCUUACUUCAACGAUGCCCAGCGCCAAGCCACCAAGGAUGCCGGUGCCAUCGCCGGUUUGACCGUCCUCCGUAUCGUCAACGAGCCCACCGCCGCCGCCAUCGCCUACGGUUUGGACAAGAAGGAAGGUGGCGGUGAGCGCACCAUCCUCGUCUACGAUCUCGGUGGUGGUACCUUCGAUGUCUCCCUCCUCUCCAUCGAUGACGGUGUCUUUGAGGUCCUUGCCACUUCCGGUGACACCCACUUGGGAGGUGAGGAUUUCGACCAGCGUAUUAUCGAGCACUUUGUUAAGCUCUACAAGAAGAAGUACACCGGCAAGGACGUCACCCAGGACCUCAAGGCCAUGGGCAAGCUCAAGCGUGAGGCUGAGAAGGCCAAGCGUACCCUCUCUUCCCAGAUGUCUGUCCGCAUUGAGAUCGAUUCCUUCCACAACGGCAACGACUUCUCCGAGACCUUGACCCGCGCCAAGUUCGAGGAGCUCAACGUGGAUUUGUUCAAGAAGACCAUCAAGCCCGUUGAGCAGGUUCUCAAGGAUGCCGGCCUCUCCAAGGGAGAAAUUCACGACAUUGUCCUCGUCGGUGGUUCCACCCGUAUCCCCAAGGUCAUCUCUUUGAUCGAGGACUACUUUGGCGGCAAGAAGGCCUCUAAGGGUAUCAACCCCGAUGAGGCUGUUGCCUACGGUGCUGCUGUCCAGGGUGGUGUCCUCUCUGGCGAGACCAACACCGAGUCGAUUGUUCUUUUGGAUGUCAACCCCUUGACUCUCGGAAUUGAGACCACCGGAGGUGUCAUGACCAAGCUCAUUGGCCGUAACACUGGUAUCCCCACCAAGAAGUCCCAGAUCUUCUCGACCGCCGCCGACAACCAGCAGACCGUCUUGAUCCAGGUCUUCGAGGGAGAGCGUGCCAUGACCAAGGACAACAACCAGCUCGGCAAGUUCGAGUUGACCAACAUCCCCCCCGCACCCCGUGGUGUCCCCCAGAUCGAGGUCACCUUCGAGAUCGACGCCAACGGUAUCUUGCGUGUCUCUGCCUCGGACAAGGGCACCGGCAAGACCGAGACCAUCACCAUCACCAACGACAAGGGCCGUCUCUCGGAUGAGGAGAUCGAUCGUAUGAUCAAGGAGGCUGAGCAGUUCGCCAACGAGGAUCAGGUCGUCAAGGAGCGCAUUGAGUCCAAGAACGUCCUCGAGAACUACCUCUACUCUGUCAAGAACCAGGUCAACGACGACUCCCAGUUGGGUUCCAAGAUUGAUGCCGAGGACAAGAAGACCAUCUUGGACGCCAUUGCCCAGAAGGUCUCUUGGCUCGAGUCCGAGGGUGCCACUGCCUCCAAGGAGGAGUUGGACGAGAAGAAGGAGGAGAUUGAGGCCAUUGUCAACCCUAUCACCUCCAAGCUCUACGGCGCCGCCGGUGGCUCUGGCCCUGCCCCCACCGAGGACAUGCCCGAGCACGACGAGCUGUAA